This is a messenger RNA of Poeciliopsis prolifica (blackstripe livebearer), 4670 nucleotides long. It is a transcript of the gene ebf2, whose product is annotated as EBF transcription factor 2. Gene Ontology annotation, biological process: regulation of transcription by RNA polymerase II. The coding region runs from base 58 to 1911 and encodes 617 amino acids. The transcript is spliced from 14 exons. Gene Ontology annotation, molecular function: RNA polymerase II cis-regulatory region sequence-specific DNA binding; DNA-binding transcription factor activity, RNA polymerase II-specific. The record is from RefSeq and is a predicted model, not a curated record. NCBI's taxonomy places the organism in Eukaryota, Metazoa, Chordata, Actinopteri, Cyprinodontiformes, Poeciliidae.
CCAAAUCACAGAAGAAUUUCAAAAAGUCGUCCAAAAACGACCAGGACGGGGCUUUAAAUGUUUGGGAUCCAGGAGCAGCUAAUACGAGACGUGAGCGGAUUAAAAGAGAGAACUCUCGGAGAGGAGAUGGAUCCAGUCCGGUCGUGGGUGCGUAAUGUGGGAGUUGUGGACGCGAACGUUGCAGCGCAAAGUGGAGUGGCCCUGUCAAGAGCUCACUUUGAGAAGCAGCCGCCUUCCAAUCUUCGCAAGUCCAACUUUUUCCACUUUGUCCUGGCCCUCUAUGACAGACACGGCCAACCUGUGGAGGUGGAGAGGACGGCGUUUGUGGACUUUGUUGAGCAUGAGAAGGAGCAGACAGGAGAAAAGACAAAUAACGGAACUCACUACAAGCUACAGCUCCUCUACAGUAAUGGGGUUCGUACGGAGCAAGAUCUUUACGCGCGACUUAUCGACUCCGUCACCAAACAGCCCAUAUCGUACGAGGGACAGAACAAGAACCCAGAAAUGUGCAGAGUUCUGCUCACGCAUGAGGUUAUGUGCAGCCGCUGCUGUGAGAAGAAAAGUUGUGGCAAUCGCAAUGAGACGCCCUCUGAUCCGGUCAUCAUUGACAGGUUUUUCUUGAAGUUUUUCCUGAAAUGCAACCAGAACUGCCUGAAGACAGCAGGCAACCCGAGGGAUAUGAGGAGAUUCCAGGUGGUCUUGUCCAGCACAGUGAGUGUAGAUGGACACGUCCUGGCCGUGUCAGACAACAUGUUCGUCCACAACAACUCAAAACAUGGCCGGAGAGCUCGCCGACUGGAGCCGGGAGAGUCUGUGGAGAAUACCAUGGAAUAUGCCACCCCCUGCAUCAAAGCCAUCAGCCCCAGCGAAGGCUGGACCACCGGCGGGGCGAUGGUCAUAGUCAUUGGGGAGAACUUCUUCGACGGGCUGCAGGUGGUGUUUGGAAGCAUGCUAGUGUGGAGUGAGCUGAUCACUCCUCACGCCAUUCGUGUACAGACUCCUCCUCGACACAUCCCUGGGGUCGUGGAGGUCACCCUGUCGUAUAAAUCGAAGCAGUUCUGCAAGGGAGCGCCUGGACGCUUCAUCUACACAGCCCUUAACGAGCCAACUAUAGACUAUGGUUUUCAACGACUUCAGAAAGUAAUUCCCCGGCAUCCAGGUGACCCAGAGAAGCUAGCCAAGGAGAUUCUUCUGAAAAGAGCAGCAGAUCUUGUUGAGGCCCUAUAUGGAAAUCCACACAGUAAUCAGGACAUGCUGCUGAAACGUGCAGCUGACAUUGCCGAGGCACUCUACAGCGUUCCCCGUCCUCACAGCCAGUUGCAGGCACUGCCCAGCUCACCAGCCCAUGGGAGCGUCAUGGGCCUGGGCUCCUAUCCAUCCCAGCUGGGGGUUAGCAUUGGAGAUCCAGGACAGAGCAGCCAAGGUUCACAAACUGAGCAAGCCAAUCUUUUCUUCUGUCUGGCCAGUAUAGCUUAUGAGCCUACUCUGUUGUUUCCUUCAGGUUAUAUCCGUAACUCCAGCAGUUUGUCUCCGAGGGGUUACCCCUCAGCUUCCACUCCCCAGCAGUCGAGCUACGGAGGCAGCGGCGGGAUGACUGGAGGCUAUGGGACAGUUCCCAUGACAAGUCUGGGAGUUCCUGGAUCUCCUGGAUUCAGCAGCGCCUCACCCACAAGCUCUCCCUACAUAAUGCCAGCAAGCCCCACAAUACCAGGAAGCUCCAGUUCCUCGUCAUCUCUCUUGCCUUUCUCCUCUUUCCCUUCUGCUGCUAAACAGAAGAGUGCUUUUGCUCCCGUCCUCAGGCCCCAAGGUUCUCCUUCCCCCGCCUGUCCCGCCUCAGGGGGGAACAGCUUCAGAGGUAGUCAUCCAACUCACUAUCUGACCCCGCUGUCUGAACUCACCAAUGCAGUCUAACCCUAUACUAACCAACUCAAAAGCUGUGACUGAACACGACUUGGGUGAUGUACAGUAAUGAAACGCCUGACUGAUUUAGAAUCAUAGAUUUUGUAUAUUUUUUUCUCUCCAGCGAUGACGGGCCUGGUUGUCCCCCCGAUGUAGCAAAGCACCUGCCCCCAAUCUGCCCCAGACCACUGCUUCACUUACCUCCCCUUCUUUUUGGCACUGAGCAGGGAGACCGAAAAAAACUGAUCACUAGUGAGCGUAACUUUUCCUCCCUGAUUCCAACCACUGUCUCUCAGCCCCCCUUUUUUACGACCAGUCAGAGGAACGGGUGGGGUGUGGAAAUGUCCAAAGACCAGCAAUCUUCUCCAGAUGCACAGGAUAACGCAUCAACCUCAGCUACAAACAGCAAGACUGGACAGUUCACUGCUGUAUGUGAGUCUGACAGGAAACCUCUGUUUAAUUUCACUUGAAGUUUCAAAAAGGAUCUGUCUACAGCAUCUAGUUUUUGCAAUGCCUACAAAAGACUUACAGCAUGCACUGCCGGAUCGCUGUGCGUCGACGGAUGCCGGACAGCUCAGAUAAGAAGCCGCAGCCCUAAAAUGUGGAGAGCUUACUUUGUGUGUGUACAGACAUCCUAAAUGGCAUGUGCAUACACUGUCUGUGAGCUAGAGAGAGGUUGUUUUGUAGUAGACUUUUAAAGACAACUUACAUUCCAGAAAAGUAGAACCUUUAUAUUUUGUUUUGAUUGUUUUUUCAAGGGAGAAAUCUUUGUCUCAUGGGUUAUUACUAAAAUGAAUUCAUAUAUUGAUUUAUUUAAGAACAAGCAAUUUAACUUAUUAAAGUUAGUUUAGGGAAUAAUAUAAACGUGUUUUUAUAAACUGGUUCUCUUUCCAACUGUUGAUGAAAUUAAGCAAGCUCUCCAAUUGCCAAUUACUUUGAUAAAUGACACUCUGUAAUGGAUUUUUUUUUGUGGAGUUUUGUUUUUUUUAAUUAAACUUCCCUACUUUUCAGGUUCUUGCAAAAGCAAUUAUAUGUGUUUUGCCCGCAGUUAAAGGUUAUUGUCCUUGUGUAAAGGAAAUAUUAGUUAGCUGUAUCCUUUUUAUUUCCACUUAAAAUGCAUGCUUUGUUACACCCAUGCUCUGGUACUUUUUCACCCUGACUAGUCUGUGAACUUUCAUUUCCAAUGUCUAGUCACUAUGCAGUAUAGGAAGCAAAAGCACAACAGCUCAAACAGAAAGAAGAAGGUGUGUUAAGUGGUCAUUUAUUGUCAUGUUCAUACAGCUGCAGUUCCUUGUAAAGGUAUUCAUACCUGUUGAGUUUUUCCACAUUGUGUGAGGUUGCGGCACAAAACUGAAGCUCGUUGGGAUUUAGAGAAUAGAUAGACCAUUACAAAGUAGUGAAAAAAAAUUAUGUUGCACUUGAUUUUCUACAGUUUUUUCAAAUGAAAGUAUGAUAAGGGUGAAGGGCAAAUUUGGCCCAAAACAUGCUCCAAAUUAUUUGGGACAUGUUUUAUUACCAGCAUUCUUCAUUUACUGAUUAAUUUUUUUGCUUAUAUUACCGAUUAGUAAUAUUAUAAGGAGGACUGUGAACAUAUGUUUUCAGUUCUUCAGAUUAUCAAUUGGUUAAAGUGUGGCCAUUGACUGGGCCAUUGUCUGGGCCAUUGACUGGGCCAUUGACUGGGCCAUUGACUGGGCCAUUCUAGCACAUGAAUAUAUUUUACACUAAAGCUCUUCUUUGUAGGUUUGACUCAUUUGUGAUGGCGAACAAAUGAGUUUUGCAGUCUCUGACUGUUUCUCUUCUGGUUUUGUCUUUUAUUGAGCUCAAUUCACCUUCACAUCCACUUGCCUAUUGUUGCUGAAGAACAUAAAAACCUCAGCAUGAUGCUGCCACUCCCAGUUUCACAGUGAAGAUGAUGUUUUCAGGGUGAUUUGCUGUGUUAGAGUAAAGUUUGACCUAACCUAUCAGAGUAACUUCUUUGCCUCUCCACAUGACAAACUGUAAAAAUGGGUUGACUUUUAGCAGUACUUUCUUCUUGUCCAUAAAAGCCAGAUUUGCAACAGAUUCUCUCAUCUUCACAAAGAUCUCUGAUGUUCUUCCAGCACAGGCUUCUUGGCUGGUUUUCUGAUUAAUGCUUUCCUCUUUCAGGCUCUAGGUAUAGCUGGGUUGACAUAUCUUGAUAGGUCUGAAGUUGUGCUAUACUCUUUUUACUUCCAGAUGAUGGAUUAAACUUUACUUUGUAAGAUGUUAGAGCAUUGAUAUAUUGUUUUAUGACCCAGUCCUGUAUUAAGGUUUUCCAGAACCUUAUCCCUGAAUUGUCUGUUGACUUUCUGGGCAUUCUUGCUGUUUUCUAAAAAAAGAUCAAGUUGCAGCACUUUUAAGAUGCACAUUGAAGUUGCAUGUGAAACAUCAAAAUCCUUUUCUACACUCCACAAUUUUGCGUUACUUUGUGCUGGUCUGUCGCAUAAGAACUCCACUAAAAGUGAUUUGGUGGAAAAUUACACAAAAUUCAAGCCGUAUGAAUACUUUUAAAGGCAUAGCAUUAUUCAUCACAACACAAAACUCAUUCUCAGGACGUGCACAUAAAGAACGCAAAGGGUAGCUGAAGUAAGCAAAUUUGUUUUUAGAGUUCACUUAAUCUUAUUUAUUAAAAAAUGUUAGCAAUUUAUUUUUAUGUUUUUUAAGCCAUGUUUUUUUGAAGUGAUACAAAAAAAAUGGUGCAAACGUGAUUUGUAAAUUCUAAGGUGUAAUUAUAUUUUGUGCUCCAAAUAAAA